Molecule: messenger RNA, 1092 nt
Organism: Zerene cesonia (dogface butterfly)
Lineage: Eukaryota; Metazoa; Arthropoda; Insecta; Lepidoptera; Pieridae
Product: pancreatic lipase-related protein 3-like
Exons: 6
Coding region: 40-1092 (350 amino acids)
Biological process (GO): lipid metabolic process
Molecular function (GO): lipase activity
Source: RefSeq, a predicted model, not a curated record
AAUAUAGGAUCAGUGUGGCUUGGUCAAAAGUGUUUUGAAAUGACACUACAUUUCGAAAUUCUACAAAUAUACAAAUUGCUGAUUAUCGGCGUACAUGCAGUCCACGUCAACCAAGCUCCUGGAAAAUUUAGCCUUAGCUAUAUGCUAGAAGCCGCUAAGCCAGCAAUUCAACCUAUUUUUGCAGCCGGUUCUGACAAAUGCGAGGUAUUGAAAAGUUAUUUUGGCUUAACAUACGAGCAGAUGCAAGCAACAAAUCUAACCAUAUUCAGUGAGAAACUAAACAUAGACCGAAUCACCAAGAAUGGUAACGUGAAAUACAAUUUCACUAACAGGUUAAAACGCAUGAUGACAACUGAUUCAAUUGCUAUCAUCAUUCAUGGAUACUUAGAGAGUUCAGAAGGUGUGAUGGUACAAGCUAUAGCACCAGAGUUGUUAAAGACGUCGAAUUUAAAAGUAUUCGCGUUAGAUGGGAGGAAUGUUAUAAGUUUAGAGUAUAUAACAUCAUCUACAUAUGUACGCUUCAUGGGCGAGCGGUUGGGGACCUUGCUGAGUGAUGUAAUAAGACGUGGUCAGAACCCUUCCAAAAUUAUUUUAAUCGGCCAUUCGCUCGGGGCUCAUAUAGCUGGGGCAGCUGGCCAGAAGAUACAACACGAUACUGGCCAACGUAUUGGCAGGAUAACUGGACUGGACCCGGCGGGACCUUGCUUCAGUAACGUCAGUCUGGCCGACCGACUGGAUCCAUCUGAUGCUGAUUAUGUGGAUGUAAUACAUACGAAUGCGGGCAUGCUUGGAAUCAAAGAACCAGUUGGCCACAAAGACUUCUUUCCGAACAGUGGGGCAAUGCAACCCGGCUGCAUUUUGCCGAUUUGCGAUCACAGUCGGGCGUGGGAAUUGUAUGCAGAGUCUAUCAAUUCUCCUCAACGUUUUCCAGCAAGAAAGUGUGAAAACUGGACGGUAUUUCAAAGCGGCCGCUGCAUAAAGAAUGAAGGUGUGUAUAUGGGAUAUCAAUCUGUCAGUGGCAGCCCCGGCGUGUACUAUCUAACUACAGGAUCUUCUGCGCCAUUUGGUUUGGGAGCAGCUGGUAGCGGUUGA